Molecule: messenger RNA, 1192 nt
Organism: Symsagittifera roscoffensis
Lineage: Eukaryota; Metazoa; Xenacoelomorpha; Acoela; Convolutidae
Exons: 3
Coding region: 119-1051 (310 amino acids)
Molecular function (GO): protein binding
Source: RefSeq, a predicted model, not a curated record
CCUCGACCAAAAGCAAACAAACCAAUUUGAUUUCUCCGUUUGCUUUCUUUCAUAAAUUUAAUUUCAGUGCGUGUGCUUAUUGAUUGAUAUACUCAUUUCAGUGGAAUUUCGAGUUUGAAUGGAUCUCGCAGAAGACACGAACUUUUUGGGUGCAGCAAUUUCGCAUUUGAGCGGUGCUGGUGAAUUGAAAUAUGAAAACAUUGAUGCUGUUCAUAAACAUGUUUUGUCAUGGGUAAACAUCCCCGAUGAAAAAACAUUAGCAGAAAACAGGUCAUAUUCAACGGCGAAAAAGUAUGGUGGCUUUACAGUGUAUGCGCAAACCUUGACUGGAAAACUUAUCUCCAUCGGAAACAACUCGUCCAAGGAUACUGUCAGUGCCAUCCAUCAGAAAAUUGAAAAAAAAGAGGGAAUUCCGGUUGAUCAGCAACGGCUAAUUUUCGCUGGCAAGCAGUUGGAACAAGGUGGGACAUUGGGAGGCUAUAAUAUCCAAAAGGAGUCAAAUUUGCACCUUGUGUUGCGCAUGCGUUUUCACCCUAAUGAAUCAUUUCUCGACUCUUCUGUUCUCGAUGCAAAAUACAACUAUGACUUCACCAACAAAACUGACGACGGAGCUGUUUUCAAAAGAGGUGAAUGGACUUACAAAAGACCAUAUGGGUGGAACAGAAUAGCUUUCAAAAUUAAGGAUAAAUAUUCGGACAACAUUUGGCUCGGAGGUACCGAUGGAGGGAUAAGAGCGACAUCUAAACCAGGUGAAUGGCCGGUUUCUUAUCACGGAACUGGGAAAGAUGCUACCAAAGAGAUAUCAGAAAACGAUUUUGACCUCGAAAAAGGUAAACGGUUUCUGCAUGGACGCGGAAUUUUCAGCACUCCCGACCCCGCGAUUGCCGAGAAGUACGCAAAGGUGUUUGAUUAUAAGGGGUCAACCUACAAAGUUCUCAUCCAGAGUCGAGUUAACAUGGAAGAUACGACUCACGUCAAGAAAAAAGACUACUUUGUCACGGCACAAGAGAAUAACAUACGUCCAUAUGGACUGCUUUUCAAAAAAGUUUAGUUGGGCUGUCAUCCACAGAAGAAUCUUUUAGGAUGGGGUUUUAGGAUCUUUUCUUUCUUAAAGCAGUUUUAGGUUGACCAAAUCUGAUUUUCGAGGUUUUCCAAAAUUACUUUAAAAAUUUUUGCUGAAAAUUUCUGCGCA